CGCGGCUAAUGGCCGCCGAAUUUAGGCUCCCUCUAGCCGCCGGAGUUUACCGAAUUGCCCUUUACUUUCGCGACUUCCCCCCCUUCCCAUCUCUCAUCUCUCGCUCGCGGGCUGCCCAUUGACGACUCUCUUCUAGCUACAUUCAGGUUGCUGAAGGUUUAAGAAUCAUGGCUGUGAGUGUUGAUUUAACUGGAGAUGGAGGUGUUCUGAAAAAAAUUCUCCGGCAAGCAAAACCUGAUGCUAUUGGUCCAUCAGAGGAUCUUCCUCUUCUUGAUGUGCAUUAUGAAGGGAGUCUUUCCGAGACCGGUGAAGUAUUUGAUACGACACGCGAGGACAAUACGGUUUUCACAUUCGAGGUAGGCAUGGGAUCAGUCAUCAAGGCCUGGGAUAUUGCACUCAGAACUAUGAAGGUUGGUGAGGUGGCCCAAAUCACCUGCAAACCAGAAUAUGCUUAUGGUAGUGCUGGGUCUCCCCCAGAUAUUCCCCCUGAGGCAACUCUUGUAUUUGAGCUGGAACUGGCUGCUUGUAAACCAAGGAAAGGCGCAAGCUUGGGCAGCGUAUCGGACGAAAGGACAAGACUUGAGGGCAAUUAAGGAACUCAUAACCAUAUGUUCUUCCUAAGUUGGUUGUCACAAUGGACCAGAUAUUUGUGUUUUUUCUUAUGUUUAGGUCAUUUUUACUCCUCUGUUCCCGCAAAAAAAUUUAUUCUUCUCUUUUUCUUUUGUUUUAUAAAAACUUCAUUUUCCUUUUUAAAGAAAAGAAUAUGGGUUUU
Molecule: messenger RNA, 772 nt
Organism: Cuscuta campestris
Lineage: Eukaryota; Viridiplantae; Streptophyta; Magnoliopsida; Solanales; Convolvulaceae
Source: the annotation of a GenBank genome assembly